CCACCGAUACCAAAGUACCGUGGAACGUUUGCGGAAACACAUGCACAUGAAACAAUCGCAAACCAUAUAAGGUCUUGGACAGAAUACGAUAGACAGAACAUCUGGGAACUGAGCGGCUUGUACGAAGGAGACAUAAUGCUACCGAACGAAAACGUCGAAUCGAAGAACGGCUUGGUGAAAACUGCGACCCGUUGGCCGGGGGGGAUUGUACCUUACCACAUAAGGGAGGAGGAAUUCGACGAAGAGGAGAUCGAGUUGAUCGAAGGUGCCAUCAAGGAAUACCAUGAAAACACCUGUCUACGUUUUCGACCUUACAAGAAAACAGAUAAAGACUACAUCACCAUAGAAGGGAACAAGUCGGGAUGUUGGUCUUUGGUCGGUCGACACGAUCGCGGGCAAGUAGUGAAUUUACAAAAUCCAGGAUGCGUGCAGCACGGUGUGAUCGUUCACGAACUGAUGCACGCAGUAGGCUUUUACCAUCAACAAAGUGCAGCAGAUCGCGACGAAUGGGUCACGAUAAAUUGGACAAACGUAAAGCCAGGUAAAGAACACAAUUUUAAUAAAUACGACAAUCAUACUGUUACCGAUUAUGGAAUCAGUUAUGACUAUACAAGCGUGAUGCACUACAGUUCUCAUGCGUUUUCGAAAAACGGUGAACCGACUAUUACGCCAAAAAAAAAAAAAGUAAAGCUUGGUCAACGAAAAGGACUAAGUGGAAAGGAUAUACUAAAGUUACAAGCGAUGUAUAAAGACGAAUGUGGCGAUCGGAAACCUGAAGGGCCUACGAGGGACUAG
Messenger RNA from Dufourea novaeangliae, 795 nucleotides. RefSeq names its product zinc metalloproteinase nas-13. The record is from RefSeq and is a predicted model, not a curated record. The transcript has 5 exons. Gene Ontology annotation, biological process: proteolysis. Bases 136 to 795 code for a protein of 219 amino acids. Lineage: Eukaryota; Metazoa; Arthropoda; Insecta; Hymenoptera; Halictidae. Gene Ontology annotation, molecular function: metalloendopeptidase activity; zinc ion binding.